Messenger RNA from Polypterus senegalus (gray bichir), 2421 nucleotides. Its product is annotated as coiled-coil domain-containing protein 85C-like. Lineage: Eukaryota; Metazoa; Chordata; Cladistia; Polypteriformes; Polypteridae. The record is from RefSeq and is a predicted model, not a curated record. The coding region runs from base 1 to 522 and encodes 173 amino acids. The transcript is spliced from 7 exons. Gene Ontology annotation, cellular component: apical junction complex.
AUGGGCGAGCAAGCGGAUCCUUCAGCCAACUACAUCCGACAGCUGGAGACGAAAGUUCGCAUCCUAGAAGAUGACAACAAGCUUUUGUCACAGUCUCAGCCCCGUAGCCGUUAUAGUAUACCAAGAGCAAUGAUGAAGCAGAGCAGCUCAGGAGAUUUCAAGACCCUGCGGAAAGGCUUCUCCCUGUAUCACUCCGAGUCCCAGCUGACUACACUGCCGCCAUACCAGGAGCCACUGCAAAAUGGUUCCACAAGGCAGGCAGAUCCCACUGGAUCCACUGCAGGCUACAUCUCUUCAGCCCAGAAACCCGAAGCAGUCGUUCAUGCCAUGAAGGUACUAGAAGUCCAUGAAAAUCUUGACAAGCAAAUACCUGAAGACGCUGAGGAAGAUCUAAGUGAAAAGGAGAAAGCAAUAGUCCGGGAAAUGUGUAAUGUUGUUUGGCGCAAACUGGGCGAUGCAGCUGGAUCCAAACCCUCUAUAAGGCAACACCUCUCCGGAAACCAAUUUAAAGGACCGUUGUAGUGAUGGUUUCUAAGAACUUACAGAGGUCAAUGACCUAAACCUCCCAUCACAAGGAAUUUCUUUGUAUGGACAGCAUUUUAUUUUUAAACCAGAAUUCACUUUAUUUGCUUGCGCGCAUUUUGUUUGCUGCCAGAGUGAGAGAGAAGGACUGCUUUUGGACAGACAUUUGAAAAGUGCCAAGCACUUGUACGGACUAAAUAGCCUUCCUACAAUACCAUACGAAGAAAGUGUUAUGUUUCAACUGAACACCUGCAUCCAACAAGCUAAGCAAACUGCAGGCAGACUAAUAUCACAUGUGGUUUUUUUUUUUUUUUGAGACUGGCAACUUGUAUAACCUCUUGUCACUUUGACCCUGCCACCUAGGAGUCACUGCAUUCUGCUGUAGUGUAUACUGCUGUAUAAAAUAAGUGGCGAUGUUCACAUGUUCUUUGCCAAGAUUCACUCUUUUGGUAACACAGUCUGAUUGUACAGGGUUUAUGUGCAUUGAUGCAUUCAUCCACAUUUCAUCCUAGACUAACUGCCCCCCACCAUACCCCCAAACCCCCUCCCCCUAACCCCCUUUGAUGGCAACUCCUGAAAAUAUCUUUAGAUUGGAAGUAAAAAUGUUUGAGAUAAAAACUGAUCUGAGGUUUAUUCGUUAGUUUCCUUCUGUUAUAGCAACAAUCUUUUGUCACUGUCCACAUGAAAGCAAUAGUGUUGACAUGGAAACUACUUUACGUUUUUUGAAAUUGCUCAUUUAGAUGGCAGAUAACUAAGUGUCUGAAAAUAAUGUGGUAUCUAGUGUUUCCUUCAAUUAAAGCAAAUUCUUUUUGCUCCAAGAAAAACAUUUCUGCUUAUGCUUUUAAAACCUUUGGGAAUUCUCCCAAUGCAAGGUUUAGUCAACUAUGAUGCAUAUUGUCACUUUAAGCCCAACAUUCCCAAAAAUGUACAUGAUAUAAUGAAAUGGCUUUGACAGAAUCCAGUUGUUAGAUUGUACUGUGCUCAGGAAUCAAGUGACUUUCCAUUAAAUGACGUACCAUAAGGUAAACAUUCAAACAAAAUGUCUUAACUUGUCUGGCUCAGUAGUUUUAGCACUACAAAAUUUAAGAGUACUUACACCCUUUUGACUUAUAUUAGUAUCAUACUAUGAAAAUGCAAUUGUUGCAUUGUCUCUUUGCAAGCUAAGUAUAAACUUUGUAACAGUUUGAAUAGUUUGCAGCUUACUAAACUGUCAUUUUCCUGCUUUAAAAGUAUGGAUGAUGUGUGUGGUAGCGUAAAGUCAAUUUGCCUAUUGGCAGUGUGUGGAAUACAAAGAUAAAAAAUGUCUUUGUUUAAAGACAUCCUAACAAGAAAAAAAAUCUGUUGGAAUGGCUUAUCCCCCAAUAUAACCUAACUAAAUUGACAGUGAUAUCACUGUGUUAAAAUGAAAUCACAAAUUAUCACCAGAUGCUGUCCUUUUUGAACGUCUAGAAAAAUAAAUCUGAAAAGUGACCUUUUUUGAAGUGAUAAAAUACUACUGACUUUUAUAUAUAAAUAUAUAUAUAUAUAAAAAUUGAAUACAAGGUGAUAUUAAAAAUUCAAUAUUUUCAUAAUGUGACAAAAUUACGUGCUGCUUCUUUUUUGAUGAGCUUUUGAUUUAAAUUUGUGAUUUUAUUAUAAAAAAAUGUAUUUUCUUGUAUUUUUCUGUAUAUGUGAUACACAAAACUGGAAAUCUUAGAAUAUUCAUCACUAUGUAAAUAAGGAUUAUGUAGAAUAAAUAGCAUGCAUUUGUAACCUCUAUUGGAGAAAAUGAAUUUCUUUUUCAUAAUGUGUAUUAAAAAUAUGGAUACAUAUUUUUAGAAAGUGAGGAAAAAAUGUGAUUGCAGAUAGGCCACUUUUAGCUGAUUUUAAAGAAAUAAAAAAAAGUCUUUAUAAUAAUGA